AGUAAAGUUACCAUCAUCGCUGGGUUUCUUGGUAGUGGCAAGACUACGAUGAUAGAGAGAAUUAUUAAGUUACCGACGUUAGAGAAGAAAAUAGCCAUUAUUCAGAAUGAGUUCUCAGAGAAUAUGGGAAUUGAGGCUCCAUUGAUGACUAAUGCUCAAGGUGAGGUCCUUGAUGAGUUCUACGAGAUGCCGAAUGGUUGUAUCUGAUGUAGUGUCAAAGAUGACUUAGUCAACACUCUGGAACUUUUGAUAGAAAGCAAGCCUGAAAUUGAACACAUCUUCAUUGAGACCAAUGGUUUGGCUGAUCCUGCCAAUAUAAUCAAAAUUUUCUGGCUUGAUGAUGGCCUCAUGAGUAAUCUGGAAUUAAACUACACAAUGGGGGUAAUUGAUGCUAAAAAUUUUGCUAAAAACAUUGAAGAUUCAGAAACUUGUGAAGCCUUGAAAAAGCAAUUAAUACACGCUGAUAAGAUCUUGAUCAACAAAGUAGAUCUAGCUACCACCGAAGAGAUUGAGAACAUCAUUAGCAGGAUCAAUUCUUUCAAUCCUUUAGUUGAACUUAAGCAGACAGAGUAUGCUAAUGCUGAUUUGGAUUAUCUAAUUGAGACGCCUGAAAAGAUAAAGAACUUUACUGAAAGAUAUUCAGAAUCGGUUGGAAAGGCAGAGAAAUCAGAGGGAGAAUUAAAGAUACAUUCUCAUACAGCUCAUAGUGCUGAGAUUUCACCUUCCUAUAUUAUUACAGAAGGAAUCUUAAAUCUGGACAACUUUGAAGUUCUUAUGGGAAAGCUUCAUUGGGAGUCUGAAGUCCCUCUUCUCAGAUGUAAGGGCUUAUUCCAUGCACGCGACUGUGAUGAAAAACUUGGCCAAUAUCUGCUACAAGGAGUUGACGAUACAUUCGAGUGAAGAUUAAUCAAACCUUUGCUAGAAGACCACACUGAUUUUGAGAACAAGUUCUUAUUUGUCGGAAAAGAUAUUGAUGCUCAAGGGCUUAAAGAGAAAAUUAACUCGUGUUGUUAAAAUUCAAUUUGAAGA
Messenger RNA from Moneuplotes crassus, 1029 nucleotides. NCBI's taxonomy places the organism in Eukaryota, Ciliophora, Spirotrichea, Euplotida, Euplotidae. The record is from the annotation of a GenBank genome assembly.